AUGGCUCCUCGUAAAAUAGUCCGCGAAAAAUGCUCAAACUGCGGUCGUUUCAAGGCGACCGGCAAACCUUGUGCUAACUGUGCAACCCGUCAGGCUGCGUCGUCGGUAGUUAAACCGACGGGAACCACCGUGGUUCCCGUACCACAAGGCACCCAAGUCCGUGGUGGAACAGUUGGGUCGCCACAACCAUCGUGCCAUUCAUUGCAGCCCCAAGCGCAGCCACCACUCCAGCAACCAGCGCAACCAGAAUCACAAGAAAUGGGAAUGGCAGCAGACUCAUCAGAGCCG
Messenger RNA from Perkinsus marinus ATCC 50983, 288 nucleotides. RefSeq lists its product as hypothetical. Lineage: Eukaryota; Perkinsozoa; Perkinsida; Perkinsidae. The annotation marks the transcript as partial. The transcript has 2 exons. The record is from RefSeq and is a predicted model, not a curated record.